UGCCUGCUGAUGCUGGCCUACAAGGACAAGUCCGAGCGGGCCAAGGGCCUGCGGGAGCGCAGCAGCCUGACGCUGGAGGACAUCUGUGGCCUGGAGCCCGGCCUGCCCUACGAGGGCCUGGCCCACACGCUGGCCAUCGUUUGCCUGUCCCAGGCCGUCAUGCUGGGCUUCGACAGCCGCGAGGCCAUGUGGGCCUGGGACGCCCGGAUCCGCUACGCGCUCGGCGAGGUGCACAGGUUCCACGUGACGGUGGCUCCAGGCACCAAGCUGGAGAGCGGCCCCGCCACUCUUCACCUCUGCAACGACGUCCUUGUGGUGGCCAGGGACGUGCCCCCGGCCGUGGCCGGGCAGUGGAGGCUGUCUGACCUGCGGCGCUACGGGGCCGUGCCCAGUGGCUUCAUCUUCGAGGGCGGGACCAGGUGUGGCUACUGGGCCGGAGUCUUCUUCCUGUCCUCAGCCGAGGGAGAGCAGAUCAGCUUCCUGUUUGACUGCAUCGUCCGCGGCAUCUCCCCGACCAAGGGCCCCUUUGGGCGGCGGCCGCUGCUCCCAGACCCGAGCCCUGGGGGGGCUUCCACCACGGAGGAACGAGUGGCCCAGGAGGCCCUGGAGGCCCUGAAGCUGGAGAAGCGGCUCAGCCUCCUCUCCCAUGUGGUCCGGCCGGGGAGCGGAGGGGACGACCGCAGCCUGUCCAGUUCGUCGUCGGAGGCCAGCCACUCGGACGUCAGCGCCGGCAGCCGGCUCACGGCCAGCACGUCGUGUCCCGCUGGCUGGCCGGGCACGAGGCGGCAGGGACAGGCGGCGGAGGCCCUGGGCAGCGAGGGCCCUGGCGAGGCCUGGGACGCCGGCAGCCCCCACGCUGGGCCUCCUCCGACUUUCUUUUCCACGUGUCCAGUCUGUGGAGGACUCAAGGGAGCAGCUGCCUCGCGUCCUGGGCGUCCGAUGGCGCAUUCAGGAACCCCGGGGCCUGCAAGACCGUGCAGCGAGGCGCCCCCCUACAUGAACAUCCCCGUCAGCCCCUCCCCCAGGACGCCGCUGCACUACACGGGCCUGGAGCUCCGGGGGGCCGGCGCGGGGGUCCGAGGGGCCGGCGCCUCCUGCUACGCGCAGAUCGACAUCGCGGCCACCGAGGCGGCCCACAGGGCGGGGACCCGGCACGCGCAAACCCGGGAGGAGCGGCUGCCCGAGCUGGAGCAGAGGAGGAAGGGGCCCCCGAGGUGAGGACAGGCCUCCCUUCUUUGCUCCUUCAUCUUCGCUGCAUCCUCGGUGGCCUGGGCUCCGCGGCGGCGGCGACCUCCUGGCUGGCUGCAAGGUGGCCGUGGCUGGUCCCCACGCCCUCCCCGCCCCACAGGGCACCGGUGCGCAGACCUGGCCUCGGAAAGCCACGCUGGAGCUCGGGCAGGUCAGGCGGGCCAUGCGUCCAGGCGCCAGCUUGCCGCUGGUGACCCGAGACAGCACCGCGUCCGGCCCUGGGGGUCGGGGCGGUCAGAGAGCAGUUUUCACCGCGCUGGGCGUGGUGGCCACCCAACUGAUGACAGACAUGUCCUCGGAACACACGGGUCCCCAAACCACAGCAAGGCCAGGCCAGGCCCCGCCCUCCCGUUGCCCCCGCUCCCCAGCAGCCUCCAGCCGUCCCCACUCCUGGGUCACCGCUGCCCUGUGCCGGGCAACGCUGCCUCCAGUGACCCUGGGGGCGGGAGGGCCGGUCCACCUUCCGACUGGUGAGGCUGCUAGCAUGGCCCCACGUGUGGUCACCGGCGGCCCGGCGUCUUAGGACCCAUUACAGUGAGUCAUGUAAAUAGUUCUAAAUCGCUAAUGUUCUAUUUUUAAUACACACAUUAUUUUCCUGAAGGCUGAGGUGAUCU
This is a messenger RNA of Suricata suricatta (meerkat), 1862 nucleotides long. It is a transcript of the gene DOK7, whose product is annotated as docking protein 7. The transcript is spliced from 9 exons. Bases 10 to 1218 code for a protein of 402 amino acids. Gene Ontology annotation, molecular function: protein kinase binding. Lineage: Eukaryota; Metazoa; Chordata; Mammalia; Carnivora; Herpestidae. Gene Ontology annotation, biological process: neuromuscular junction development; positive regulation of protein tyrosine kinase activity. The record is from RefSeq and is a predicted model, not a curated record.